Molecule: messenger RNA, 549 nt
Organism: Setaria italica (foxtail millet)
Lineage: Eukaryota; Viridiplantae; Streptophyta; Magnoliopsida; Poales; Poaceae
Product: U-box domain-containing protein 25
Exons: 1
Coding region: 1-549 (182 amino acids)
Source: RefSeq, a predicted model, not a curated record
AUGGAGGCGGCGGCGAGGCCGGUGCCGGCGGGGGUGGUGGCCGGGGUGGUCGCCGCGGUGCGGGAGCCGGCGACGGCGAGGCUGGCCGCGAAGGUGCUGCUUGUCGUGCUGCUGGAGGAAGGGAACAGGGAGACCGCGGUGGAAGCCGGCGCGGCGUCGGCGGCCGUGGAGGCGGUGGCGGCGUCCGGGCCGGCGGGGGCCACAGCGGAGCGCGCGUUGGCCGCGCUGGAGCUCCUGUGCACGGCCCCCGGCGGCGCCGCGGCGGUGCGGAGGGAGGCACUCGCGGCGCCGGUCCUGGCGCGGGCGGUGGAGGGGAUGUCCGGCCGCGGGCGGGAAUGCGCCAUCGGCGUCCUGGCCGCCAUCUACGGCGGCGUCGUCGAGGAGGACGGGGCGGAAUCACCACCGCCACCAGAAGUAGUGAAGGCGGUGGUGGCGGCGAUGCAGGGCGAGUGCAGCGCGCGCGGACGGCGCAAGGGUGCGCAGCUCCUUCGCGCGCUGCAGGAGGCCGGUCGCCUUGGGCUCGCGUGGGACGGCGUCGGCGAUCACUGA